AUGACAGGCAGCGAGGUUGAUGCCAGCCCUGUGGUUGGCAGGGCAGAUGAAGAGUCGGGACAGAUCGACUCAAGCACUGAACGCACUCCGCUGCUGCGACCCACGCGCCGAGAUGGCGACGCGCAAGUCCCCCACGCCAACGGCUCCAGUCUUCCGAGCAGCCGGGAGGAAGAGCAGACAAUCAUCGUCAAAGAAGAGUCCUUUGGCAAGCUCGCUGUCAUCAUGGGCACCACCUGGGUGGGCGUGUUUCUCGGCGCCAUCGACUCAACCAUCAUUGCUACCUUGUCGGCCCCGAUUGCGAGUGAAUUCAAGUCCCUCAGCUUGAUGUCAUGGCUUGCCACGGCCUAUCUCAUCUCCAAUGCCGCGUGCCAGCCCAUCUCGGGUCGCCUCACCGACAUCUUUGGUCGUGGUCCCGGCCUGGUCUUGAGCAACGUCUUCUUUGCUGCUGGCAACUUGAUCUGCGGCCUGGCUAGGGACGAAAAGACCAUGAUUCUGGGUCGAGUCGUUGCCGGCAUGGGCGGCGGCGGCCUGAUGAGCAUAUCAACCUUUCUGGGGUCCGAUCUGAUCCCGCUCCGGAACAGAGGCCUCGUCCAAGGCCUCGGCAACGUCUUCUACGGCUCCGGCGCCAUGCUGGGGGGUGUCUUUGGCGGCCUGAUCAACGACCACACGAGACUGGGUUGGCGCCUCGCCUUUCUGAUGCAGGUGCCUCCGGUUUUGCUGUCGGCCGUGGCGGCCUAUUUCCUCGUCAAGGUGCCUCCCAAGCAGUCUGACAAGUCAUACCUGGCGCGCAUCGAUUUUCCCGGCGUCUUCUUGACCUCGUCGUUCCUCAUAUUGCUGCUCCUUGGACUCAAUUCCGGCGGCAACCAGGUUCCCUGGACACAUCCUCUGCCUCUCGUCACGAUUCCCCUGUCCGUGAUGCUGUUUGCCGCUUUCUUGUGGUGGGAGAGCCGUGCCCAACAGCCCAUCAUCCCCGUCCGGCUUCUCGCCUCCCGCACCGUGCUGGCGGCGUGCUUCACCAAUCUUCUUGGCACCAUGGUCGUUCUCACCGUCGUCUUCUACGUGCCCCUGUACUUACAAGUCCUUGGCGAGACCGCCACGAAUGCCGGCCUCAGAAUUCUACCGUUCCCCAUCGGUGGGGCGCUUCUGCCCGUCGCGGCAGGGUACGCGAUGAAGCGAACUGGUCGAUUUGUAGCCCUCGGCAUCGCCAGCAUGACUGUGCUCAUUGCCGGCAUCGUCUUCCUGACGUUGAUGGGUCGGGAGUCCUCCGUCUGGCUCACCACUGCGUCUUUCUUCUGCGUAGGCGGUGGUUACGGCUCCAUGCUGACCAUCACGCUGCUUGCGUGCAUCGCCGCCGUCGACCACUCGCAACAGGCUGUUGUCACAUCUGCCACUUACCUAGCUAGAAGUCUCGGCGGUACCAUCGGCAUCACCGUAGGUUCGGCCGUAUAUCAAAACGUGCUCAAGGCUCGCUUGUGGGACCACUUUGGCGACCUGCCCAACGCUGCGGAGGAGAUUGGACGCAUCAGAGAUGACUUGAGCGAGCUUCUUCACCUGCCUGAUGGCUGGUAUGACGGCGUCAUUGAGUCCUUCAUGGACGCCUUUAGAGGGGUUUGGUUGACCACGCUGGGCUUGUCCAUUGCAGGCCUGAUAUGCGUCUCCCUGAUGAGACAUUACACCCUCCACGCGACAUUGGAUAGGCGUUCAUGA
Molecule: messenger RNA, 1707 nt
Organism: Ustilaginoidea virens
Lineage: Eukaryota; Fungi; Ascomycota; Sordariomycetes; Hypocreales; Clavicipitaceae
Exons: 2
Coding region: 1-1707 (568 amino acids)
Biological process (GO): transmembrane transport; basic amino acid transport
Cellular component (GO): fungal-type vacuole membrane
Molecular function (GO): basic amino acid transmembrane transporter activity
Source: RefSeq, a predicted model, not a curated record